Eurytemora carolleeae is the source of this 392-nucleotide messenger RNA. RefSeq names its product leucine--tRNA ligase, cytoplasmic-like. Lineage: Eukaryota; Metazoa; Arthropoda; Copepoda; Calanoida; Temoridae. The transcript is spliced from 5 exons. The record is from RefSeq and is a predicted model, not a curated record. Gene Ontology annotation, molecular function: ATP binding; leucine-tRNA ligase activity. Bases 39 to 392 code for a protein of 117 amino acids. Gene Ontology annotation, biological process: leucyl-tRNA aminoacylation.
CUUUGAUGCACUUCUAAAAGAGAUAGAAGCUUGGUAGAAUGGCAGGAGGAGAUCGGAAGGGAACCUUUAAGGUUGAGUUUCUAAAGGAGGUGGAGAAGGAAGCGCAGGAGAAGUGGGAGAACCUUAAGAUAUUUGAGGUGGAUGCUCCACAGGAAGGAGAAGGAACAACAGAUGAGAAAUACAUGGUAACCUUCCCUUAUCCGUACAUGAACGGUCGAUUACACUUGGGGCACACCUUCACUAUUUGUAAAUGCGAGUUUGCCGUGGGAUUUCAACGCCUCAAGGGAAAGAAAUGUUUGUUUCCCUUCGGGUUCCAUGUGACCGGUAUGCCGAUCAAAGCUUGCGCAGACAAGAUCAAGAGAGAGCUAGAGGCGUUUAGUAAUCUGAAUUGA